Messenger RNA from Spodoptera frugiperda (fall armyworm), 744 nucleotides. RefSeq lists its product as uncharacterized. Gene Ontology annotation, molecular function: chitin binding. Gene Ontology annotation, cellular component: extracellular region. The record is from RefSeq and is a predicted model, not a curated record. The transcript is spliced from 6 exons. Lineage: Eukaryota; Metazoa; Arthropoda; Insecta; Lepidoptera; Noctuidae. The coding region runs from base 90 to 644 and encodes 184 amino acids.
GUUUAGUUCAGUGAUCUACACAGUGUACAGUGUUACAGUGCUUUAUUAGGUUCGAUACUAACCCAUAGAAUUAGGGUUCCACAUCAACAAUGACUCCACAACGGCGACUAUGUGGCCUCAGGCUGGGUUCCGUGGGACUGCUCACUGUAUUCUUCUACUUAAUAGACCGAUCCAUAGCUGCUCUAGACGGCUAUAUUCCCGGCGAAGACUACCCGGUGUACACAGAGGUGCCCCAGGGCCUAUCUUUCACAUGUGAUGACAAGAUUCCAGGGUACUAUGCUGAUCCGGAGACUAUGUGCCAGGUUUGGCACUGGUGCGUCCCGAGUAUCGGCGGGAACGUGAUGUACUCCUUCGUCUGCGGAGCUGGCACAGUCUUCAACCAGAAGACCAGGGUCUGCGACUGGUUCUUCAAGGUGGAUUGCCCCAACGCGCCAGCCUUCUACGGCAUCAACGAAGACCUGUAUAAGGACGAGGCUGGAAACUACAUCAAUGGCAAAAAGGGCAAUUCAUACAACAAUAUUUACGACAAACGACGACUGACUGCCAGACGCAAACGACACGAGCACGCGACGAGACGGACACGACAUUCUGACAACAAUGACAUACAAGUUAGAAAAAAUAAAACUUUGACAAAAUCUAGCUAAAGACCACAGUGUAUAGGAGACUGUAUUGACUGACUGUUUUAAUUUUUUUGUUGUUAAAAGAGAGUGUAAUAUAUUGGUGAAUAGGGUAAAUGACUAAUUU